AUGGACGGCGAUAGAGCUGCACCGCAUCCCCCGGCGCGGCCCGCUGGGCAGCACGGCGCGCAGUACACGCCGCCAGUGGCGGGCGCGUCGGAGCCCGCUGUUGCGGUCGCCUUGAUGGCGCUCGUCGCCGUCAUCGCGGUGGUACUGCCAGCAGCGGGCGCGCACGUGGGCGUGGUGCACCAGAUCCCCGAGGGCCACGUGGGCGUGUACUGGCGCGGGGGCGCGCUGCUCAAACACGUCACCGAGCCAGGGUACCACCUGCUGCUGCCCUUUAUCACCACAUACGAGCCCAUCCAAGUCACGCUGCAGACAGACCAGGUGACCAACAUCCCAUGCGGCACCAAGGGUGGCGUCAUGAUCUACUUUGAUAAGAUCGAGGUGGUGAACAGGCUUCGGCACGGCUACGUGUACGAGACGAUAAAGCAGUACGGAGUGAACUACGACAAGACGUGGAUCUACGACAAGAUCCACCACGAGAUCAACCAGUUCUGCAGCGCACACACCCUGCAGCAGGUCUACAUCGACCUCUUUGAUCAGAUAGAUGAGAAGGUGAAGGAGGCGAUCAUGCGAGACCUGGUGCAGUACGCGCCGGGCAUAGAGAUCAUCGGCGUGCGCGUCACCAAGCCCAAGAUCCCGCCCGUCAUUGCACGCAACUACGAGCAGAUGGAGGAGGAGCGCACCAAGGUGCUGAUAGCGAUGGAGCGACAGAAGGUGGUGGAGAAGGAAGCAGAGACGGAGAAGAAGAGGGCAGUCAGCGAGGCUGAGAUGGCUGCACAGGUGAGCCGAGUACUGAUGGAGCAACGGGUGCGGGAGAAGGAGUCGCAGCAGCGGCAGCAGCAGAUUGACGACGAGGUGUUUGUGGCGCGCGAGAAAGCGCUGGCAGACGCCCACCACUACAGAGUGAUGCGUGAGGCAGAGGCCAACAGUGCGCUGCUCACUGCACCUUUCCUGGAGCUCAAGUUCAUAGAGGCUCUCGCCAACAACACCAAGCUCUUCUUUGGGGAUAAGCGGUUCAUAGAGGCUCUCGCCAACAACACCAAGCUCUUCUUUGGGGAUAAGGUGGGUGCAUAG
Molecule: messenger RNA, 1071 nt
Organism: Closterium sp. NIES-65
Lineage: Eukaryota; Viridiplantae; Streptophyta; Zygnematophyceae; Desmidiales; Closteriaceae
Source: the annotation of a GenBank genome assembly